CGGAAAGUCUACGGCGGGGCCCAGAACAGAAUCCCUCCCGAGCUUCGCUCUCAGUGUCAGUGUCAGUGUCAGUGUCAGUGCCCUGAACAACCAGGAGACCGCACUGGAUCUUCCAUCCUUCAGUCAGUCCACUUGCACUCCCGUCCGUCCUCGGUUUCGUUUUCCGAGAAUCUCUGAUCACAGAUCCUCACUCAGUCAUCCGGCCGCCAACCACCUCACCACCACCACCACCACCACCACGACGUUCACGGUCCACACCUUCACACUUUCACCACCCGCACCACUGUUUGUCUACACCAUCCCAGCCAGCAGCCGCCUUCUAUCUCUUCCUCGCUUGUCUUCUUGACGAAACUUCCUCUCCUCCCUCUCUCAUCUUGGCUGGAUCCCUAGGUCAGGCUACACUAGACUACCAUACACUACACUACUGCCUGGGAAACAGAUCCGCUGAUCGGCAUUGACACGUCGGCCCCCCCAGUCCGUCGUUCCUCAUCUACCACGCCCGCCGCACCCACGCCUGCGCACCUGAUCCUCGCGAGAAUUUUUACGCUUUCUUCUCCGGCCAACCGACCGACCACCCAGCGCAUAUCGCACCGGUAGCCUCGCGAUAACGGCAACACCCCGCCAUCUGCUGUCCGUAUCCCGCUGCUGACUACCGCUCGCUACCAAAUCGCACACGCACAUCCCCGCACAAAACACCCCGUCGACCGAUGACACGAGAUCCCCGAUCCAAGGCUUAGAACAAUGGCGAGUCCGGUGGGGGAGGAUAACUGGGUCGACUUUGUCGACCACCAGCUGCGUGGCGCCACCGACUUCGAAGGCCGCGUCAAAGUCAUCGAGACCUUUGGUCGCGCCGUCCAGGCCGAGCCCGGCAGCCUCAAAGUAUGGAUGGCCUACUGCGAAUACUUCUGGUCGCUCUAUUCCGACUGCCAGCCGGGUAGCGACGCUGGCUGGCCCAUGGAGGAGCAGCGCGCCGGCUGCGAAACCUUUACCCUAGACCGUGCCCUCAACCUCUGGCAGGAGGGCUACGAGGCCGUCCAGUACCGGCUCUCCGACAGCCACCAGCUCUGGAAUCGCUGGGUUUCCCUCGAGAUGGAGCUGCUCGCCCGCACAGCUACCGAGGCCGGCGUCCGCCGCAUCACCCAUCUCUUCAAGAACCGACUGGCGGUGCCCCAUGCCGCUUGGGAUAACACGUCACAGAUGUUUUCUAGCUUCCUCUCCGAGUACAACCGCGUCAACUACGAGUCCGAGAUGCUGCACGUUACCGCUAACGCCCGAGACGCCAAGCGCCUGUACGAGAUGCGCGACCCUUGGGAGAUGAAGCUCAACCAGGCCCAGAAGGUGGGCGAUAUCGCGGGCAUGAAGGCCAUCAUGACCGAAUACAUUGAUUGGGAGAUUAGGCAGGCCAAAUCCAAAAAGGACCAUCAUAGCUUGCUCAACAUCCGCAUUUGCCUGGGUCUGUUUUCGCGUGCUCUUACCGGCAUCAUGUCUUCGGAUGAAGCGACCUGGCUCAACUUUCUCGUUUUCGUCUCAACAUGGCACUCGGACAUCAAAAUGGGCCGCGUAAAGAUCCCCUCGUCUACCCUGCCUAACAUGCUGGACGUCCUUCAGCGCGCUGUGCACCACGUUCCCUGGUCCGGCACGGUCUGGGCCCGCUACAUCCUGGCUGCCGAGGAAGCUGGCCUAGGCUUCACUGAUAUUGAGCGCAUCAAGCACGCAGCGACGAGCUGUGCUCAACUCGAUCGUGAUGGCAUGGGUGGAGUUCUGGAAAUGUACUCGGCUUGGUGUGGCUACCUCAAGCGCACCGCCAUGAACCCCAACGCGACUGAAGAAGCCGUUGACCUUGCCGAAGUCGGCCUCCCGUCCGCCCUGGAAGACGUUCGACACUGGGGCAAGCGACGGUACGGUGAUGCCUACCAGGGUGACCCCAACUUCAGGUUAGAAAAGAUCUUGAUCCAGUUUCUAACCGAAAAGAAGGAUGACAUUGAUGAAGCACGCAACGUAUGGGAGCAGCUGUCUGUCAUUCCCCUACACGCCAAUAGCUACGAUUUCUGGCUGGCUUGGUUCCUAUGGGAAAUGCUCGUCUUCGCCUCUACCAAGAGCAAAAACCGGAGUCCUACACCUGCUACCUUGGCCCAAGGCUUGCGGGUCCCCUCAUUUGCCACUCGUGUUUUCAUCAAGGCUCUCAAGGUGCGCACGCUUGACUGGCCUGAGAGGAUUAUGGAUGUUUAUCUACAGCAUUGCAACGAUUACGAGCUGGCCGAAACCCUCCGGGAAGCCCAGGACACCAUUUACAAGACACGAAAGGGCGUUUCUAGGCGUCGCGAGAGGGAGGCUGCCCAAGCACAAGCGGCGGCACAAGCUCAAGCCCAGGCCGCGUACGCGGCACAGGCGGCCCAGACCCAGGCCCAGCACCAACCGCAACUACACCAACAGCAAGAGAAAUACCCACAGCAACAAUACCAGGAUUACCCCAUGACAGAAUCCCCGCAAGCUGGCACAUCACCCAGCUCCAAGAGGAAGCGCGAAGAUGGUUUUGAGGAUGAGGUUGAUGACUGUGCCAAGCGGGCGAAGAGCGAAACAACUAUGAGUGCGGCUGAGCUCAAGCGUGACAGGGAAAACACAUCGGUUUUUGUUCACAAUCUCCCCGAAGGCAUAACCCAAACCAAGCUACGACAGUUCUUCCGCGAAUACGGCCACAUCAACAACAUUGACCUCCAAAAGAGCGAAGGUACCCCGGCUGUGGCGCUGAUCGAGUUCAAGUCGCCAGAAGAUGCUCGGACAGCUUUGCUUCGCGAUGGGAAACGCCUCGGCGAAUCAGUUAUCCAAGUCAGCCCGGCAACCGAUUGCACUCUCUUCGUGACCAAUUACCCGCCUGAGGCAGAUGAGCAGUCUAUUCGUGAUCUUUUCAAACAAUGUGGUGACAUUCACAGUAUCCGUUUUCCCAGCCUCAAGUACAACACCAAGCGUCGGUUCUGCUACGUAUCCUUCCGCGACCGAUCCGCUGCAGCCGCGGCCACUCAACUCGAUGGCAAGCCGUUGGAGGGAGGAAAGUACAAGUUGCAGGCCAAGCUCUCCGAUCCGGGCCACAGGCAAGUGCGCCAAGGAGCUCAGGCCGAAGAACGCGAGCUCCAUGUGAACAACCUGCCUCGUGCAGCAAGCGAAGAGGACGUCGAGGGUCUCUUCCAAAAGGCCGGCAACGUCGUCAGCGUCCGUCUGACGCGCAACAUGGCGGGUGUUAGCACCGGCACCGCGUUUGUGGUGAUGGAAACCAAGGAACAGGCAGCCAAGGCAAUUGAGAUACUAGAUAAGGUGAUCUUUGGCAACCAUCCCCUCAAGGUGGAGGUGUCAAAGCCGCCCACGCGCAAAACCACCGCGACGAGUCGAGCUGACGGUGAAGCCGAAGGAUCGCCCGAGUCUAGCGCCUCCGGGUCGGGACCUAGUCACGUGUCUGGGCCUGAGAUUGCCGCCCGUACGAUCGCCAUUCUUGGCAUUCCCGACACGAUGAACGACGCGCGCGUCCGCUCCAUCGUCGCCCCCAUCGGCGCCAUCAACAAGCUCGUGCUCCACCCGCAGCACGGCGGCGCUGUCGUUGAGUUCGCUGAUGCGGCGACGGCCGGCAAGGCCUCUCUUGUGAUCAAUAGUACUGAGAUCGAGGGCGGUAAGAAGCUGCGCGUCGGGUCCGUCGGUCAGCUGUUCAAAGAAAAGGCCGAGAAGAGGAUAGACAGGAUCGAUCUGCCCCAUCAGCAGCCGCCAAAAAAGCAGGACGAUUCCAAGGCCAGCAAGAAGGGAAAGACCGCCGCGCAGCUGAUGCCGCCGCCGCCACCCAUCAGGAGACCGCCUGUGUUGGGCAAAGCAGGGGCCAAGAAAGGCCUCGGGUUCGUCGUUCCUGUCAGCAAGGUGCAGAAGGAGCAGAACGCUGCUGCUACGGCGGCGGCGGCGAAGGAUGGCUUGGGCCCGGAGCAGCACGUCAACGGUACCGGUCAAUCGUCGCCAGGCCCACCAGUUGCUCAGAAAAGCAACGCCGACUUCAAGAAGAUGUUCUUGGAGGGAAAGAAGUGAAGGAGAUGGGAUAGGCAACCAAGGCAACAAGCAAUAGCAACAAAUACACAAGAAGGGCAUGGACCACAAGCACAAGCAACGAAGAUGCCUGAUUGGAUCCACGGAGUUGAACGGUCAGGGGCCAUUGGGCACAGUAUGCCGGGACAAGGUCAAGCAAGGUAUGCAUAGGAUCACGGUUUUAGUCAGGGCUCAGGGGGCUACAUUUGACCGCUUAGGGGAGUGGUUGGGUUGGGUUGGGUUGGGCUGGGUUGCAACUUGCAUAGGGCAUGAUGAGCAUGAGCAUGAGCAUGGGAAUGAGUAAAGCAUUCCACCAUAUGAAUACCUAAAGUUUGGGAUUCGCCUAACAUGGAACUGAAGUGUUCGGAGGAUGGCGGAAAUGCUUGGCGGGGAAGGAAGGAAGGAAGGAAGGGGGGGUUAGAGCUUGUUCAGUUGUGUUACCUAGUGUAUGAUACCAUGAUUUGAGAGGAGAGAGAGAUGAGAGAUUUUUUUUUUUUUUCAAAUGAAUGAAGAAGGUUCAAGAAAGAGUGAAAGGAAAGGAAAGGACGGGAUCAUAACUUGUUGAGGUAAUGUGGGGAGCAGGACAACAUGAAGGAAGCGAAUGACGACUGACUACCUAACCUAGACUUGGUGAAGGGGAUGAAGGAUUGAGAGAGAGAGAGAGAGAGAGAGAGAAAAGGAUGUGAUUUUUUUGACCUACGCUAUCGAUCCAUGUUUGUAUCAUGCACGUCCGUACGCCGCCAUUGCGCUGGUUAAUGUUUACCUACCUACAUAGCUAGGUAUGCAGGUUUUGGUCGUUCGGGUACCUUAC
Molecule: messenger RNA, 4867 nt
Organism: Neurospora crassa OR74A
Lineage: Eukaryota; Fungi; Ascomycota; Sordariomycetes; Sordariales; Sordariaceae
Exons: 1
Coding region: 742-4059 (1105 amino acids)
Biological process (GO): RNA processing
Molecular function (GO): protein binding; RNA binding
Source: RefSeq, a predicted model, not a curated record